UCUUGUUUAACCUGGUUUAGAGUAGGUGAUAUCGUUUCUAAAGCGAAGGACUGAAAUUUCAUCUGCAUGAACUCACAGACAUGUUAUUCGAGCUGCAAUAGUGUGUAAAGAAUGGACACCAAAACACCUCCAGACAUUAACAAGACCUGCUUCUCUUCCUGCUAACCCCUUGUCUGAUGACUGUUAUUCACUUUUAUAGCUUUGAGUCAGACGAAAAAAGAAGCAUGGAUGAGGAAGAAUCAACUGGAAAUUUUGCAAAGCAUAAAAACAUCAAAUUGUUUCUCAGAUAGCUAUUUAUGAGAGCAGUAUGACGAAGAGAUGUUAUUAGUAGACACAAACAGAUCCACUAGCAAACGUACCAUAGUUAUUUCACUUUUGCUUUGCUGCACACUGAAACCAAUUUGAGGUAGUGAAAACUUUGAUAACGGAAAGAGAACAGUGUUAGGUCAAGCAGCAAACUUUAGAAAGCUAGGUAGGUGGAUUUGAUUUAGAUCAAAGUGAUAUUAAUAUAAGUCAAACAGAAUACUGGAGGUGCGCAAAGAUGGAUUACAGUGAAAAUACUCUCUGUGGAGUUGGAGAACUGGAGCUGGAUCCAGAUAUUGUGAGCGAGGAGGCGGGGAAACUAUACUCAGAACUACAGUUGGUGGUGGAGUCUCAUGGUGCUGGUGUGGUGGAGUCCCUUCUGCCCAUUCUGGUGUGGGUUCUGGAGGGGCUGGCGAGCUCCAGGGCUCAGCUGAGAGAGAGAGAGGAGGAGGCAAAGAAAGAGAAAGGAGAGAUGGAGGAACUGCUGGAGAGAUAUCAGAGCGAGAAGGCGCUGAGGAGGGAGAGCCAGGAGCGCUAUUUGGAAUUGGAUGAUCAGUUUGAGCAGGAGAGGAGGGCAAUGCGAGCAAGAGAAAAGGAGAGAGAAAAGCGUGAGAGAGACCUGGAGAAUAAAGCCAGAGAGCAAGCGGACCAAUUGGUGGCUCUGGAAGAGCAGAAAGCAAAUCUGACUCGAGAACUCAACUCACUGAAACACACACAUAACAAGUUAGUACUGUCACAUCGAGAGUUGCUAGACAAGAGAAAAGAAUGGGAGAGCGAAGCCCCUGCGUUCAGGAAUCAUGCCCAUGGCAGAUACACAGAUGAUGUUUCUACAGAAGCUCAAACCGAAACCACCAUUGUUGAAGAGCAUGGUCCAAAAGAUGGCGGGGUCUUAGAAAUGAUGGUUUCUAACAGCAAAGUUACAGACACUGAGGCUAACCAUGACACAGAUCAGAUAUUCAUCAGUGACAUCAUAAGCUCCACCCCUGAGCUGGCCUAUUUGAAGGGACUCGUUGAAACAAGCUCCCCUGUUUGUUCCAAGACAGGUAGUUCUGAAUCCAGUUCAAGUUUGUUUGAUGAGAUCAGUCAGGUCCAGGUGAAGGAAAAGGAGGGGAACGAUGACCAGAAGGUGAAUGAAAAAACAGAAGAGGAGGAAUUAGCAGAUGAUGACACGAGUAGCUUAGACUGGAACUUGAGGAAUACUGACUCUUUAUAUUCGGAGUUAUCUGAACUCAGCCGGGAAUAUGUGGAAAGUGUGGACCAGGGGGCCAGUGUCAGAGAUAACACAGACCAGUUUGAGCAGAUUCUUUCCCAUUAUGAGGAACUUAAACGCACCCAUGAAAUGGUGGAUGCUGCUCGUAAGGCCCUGAUUUCCCGAGUUGAAGAGCUGACCAAUGAGAGGUCUGCCCUGAAUUUGGAACUUGCUUCCUGUUGUGAAACCAUCACCCGACUGGAAGGAAAAACCAAAGAGAUGGAGGAGGAAACGAAACGACUACGAAAGGAGCUGGACACAGUCCAAACUGAGGACCCUGAUGCGUCUCUGCCCACCUCCCUCCGUCGCUUUUCACGUUCCGAAAUGGCUCGAGUUGUCAUGGAGAAGAAUCAGUACAAAGAGCGUCUCUUCGAAUUACAGGAAGCUGUGCGGCGCUCUCAGGCUUUGAAAGUAAAUAAAGAAGAACGCAUCCCUGUUGAAGGAAAGGGAAGUGUCUGGAGCAGGUUUAAUCGUUUUCUGGGGCUGACUAAGGGUCCAUUAGUUCCAGCCACAGCUUUAGCGUUAACCGCCUCCCCCACAACAGGUUCACAACAAACACCAGGGGAUUCUCCACAGCAACACUCCAUGAGACAGGCCCAAACAGAGAGCACUCCAUCUCCCAGAUUACGCAAGAGAGAGCUGUAUAGGGAGAUCCGUUCUCACGUGUGGGGAACUCUGGGUAAAAAACAGCUCCACGGCUGGAGCAUACCUCUCGCUGUUACAAACAUAAAGGACUGUGACCCUUCUCCCGAACCUAAAGAUGUGCCCGUCCUCAUCCACCUGAGACUGCUGGAUCAGAGAGAUGCUACAGCCAAGCUCACAUGUGCCAUCGCAGUCCCUCCAGACAUGUCAGGAGAUCAGACGUGCUCUGUGUGGGCCAUCACUGGACCUGCGUCUAGAAGUGAUGUCACAGUGAUCGACCCAGCACGCUCCAAUACCAUUCUGGAUCAGUUCAGCCUUCCACCCAACUCCCCUGCCUUAUGCAUCUGUGCUGUGCCCUCUAUAGGUGAUACUGCCGGAACCGUGUGGAUUGGAACACAAGAUGGAAGUGUGCUGAUCCAUUCAGCGUCCAUCUCACGUCGCCUCUGUUUGCAGUCUGUCUGUCUUUCCGAGGGGGUGCACUCCUUGACGUAUUCUCAGGGUGAGGUGGUUGCAGGGUUUGCCAAUGGGACUCUUGUAUUCUUCACUCACAACUCAGGUAUCUGGAAUCUCCAUUCUCAAGAAGUGCUUUCGCUGGGUACACCUCCGUUGCAGCCCGUACGCUGUUGCCUGGCUAAAGAGGGGUGCCUUUGGGUGGGAUACUGGAAUAAAGUUAACAUGAUCAAUGUGAAACAACGGAAAAUAGAGAAAUCUUUCACGGUUUCAGAGCGAAGUGAGCAGCAGGUGCGUUUCCUUUGCGCAGCAGGAAGUGGAGUUUGGGCUUCCUGCCGGUUGGAUCCCAUCCUUAGGCUUUUUGAUUGGACGACCGGUCGGCCAUUACAGGAAGUUGAUUUAUCGUUCAUGGUGACUAAAGCUUUAGGGUCUGCGUACCUGUCUCUCUCUACUCUUCAGAUCACAGCUUUAUCUGUGGUCAGUGGACGGCUGUGGGUGGGCACAGGAAGUGGUGCUAUUUUCUCAAUCCCCCUAUCACUAAGUUCAGAGUCCUGCUCUAUACCGUACUGCUCUCUGGCUUUGGCUCAGCUGUGUUUUCACGGCCACCGUCAAGCAGUUAAAUUCAUUAUUUCUGCACCAGGUUGCAGCAAUUCUUCAAAUUCAGCAGAUGGCGCUGUUACUACCUCUCAGCUCAUUCUCAGUGGAGGGGAAGGAUACAUUAAUUUCCGUAUUGGAGAUGAUGGUAGUGAUGGUCCCAGCGAGUGUGUCCCACAGAGAUCCGAGCGAAGCCACAUGAUUAUUUGGCAGAGCCCCAUCCCCUCCGUUCCAAGCUCCGUCCUUUAAAAACACAAAAACUCUUUCUUUUACCAUUGUGAGGAUGUGAAUGAACACUACAUACAAUGGAUUAGUGUUCUUGUCUUAUUGGUGCUUAUAAAUGUAUUCAGGGACACAGAAACAAUCAACGUAAUUUUACUUGUUUUGCAGUGAACUUUUGGUGUAGGACUGUGUCCUGUUUUAUGACCUGUUGAAUGGCUUUACUCCUGCUUGCCUUAUUGUGUUUCCAAAUCAAGUCUGGCCGGUGUUUUACUUUGUUUUGUUGCACAGUCAUCCUAAAUACUGGAACAGGAGAAAGCUUUAUUUAUAUUAUAUGGAGAGUGACGUAUUUAGACCGGAAGUAUUUUCAUGACAAAUACAAACAUCCAGUCUUGGAAUCUCUUGUGGCAGCCUGUUGUCAUGACAGGAAACUGACAAAGACUGACACACUACUUGCAUUUUGGGAUACAGAUCUCUCCCGUUUAUUGUUUUGUUUGAGAACAAUGUAUUACAAUGUUAUGGUAAUAUUCUAUUUUCGAUUUGAUUGUUUGUUGUUUCCUAAGUUAUAAUUGAGGGUUCGGUUAAGCGGAUUUGGCUAUAAUGCAGUAUUUUGUGAGGGAGGGAACAUGUGGCUUUACCAAUUUAUAUGAGACCGGACAAAACCAUCCGAACUGGAAAAUCUAAUGCGUUUGCUAUUGAAAUAUGACAUGUGUACAUUUGAUAAUAUAUAUAUAUAUAUAUAUAUACAUAUAUAUAUAUUGAUUCUCUGUUAUUUCUCUAUAUUAUACUAUGUGAUGAGUUUUGGGUCAAGUGUUUCAGUAUUGUUAAAAUAAAGCACCAAAGAGACA
Messenger RNA from Triplophysa dalaica, 4305 nucleotides. Its product is annotated as C-Jun-amino-terminal kinase-interacting protein 4. The record is from RefSeq and is a predicted model, not a curated record. Gene Ontology annotation, molecular function: signaling receptor complex adaptor activity; kinesin binding; MAP kinase scaffold activity. Gene Ontology annotation, biological process: vesicle-mediated transport. Gene Ontology annotation, cellular component: cytoplasm. NCBI's taxonomy places the organism in Eukaryota, Metazoa, Chordata, Actinopteri, Cypriniformes, Nemacheilidae.